Chelmon rostratus (copperband butterflyfish) is the source of this 1459-nucleotide messenger RNA. RefSeq names its product protein disulfide-isomerase TMX3-like. The coding region runs from base 1 to 1287 and encodes 428 amino acids. Gene Ontology annotation, biological process: peptidyl-cysteine oxidation. The record is from RefSeq and is a predicted model, not a curated record. Lineage: Eukaryota; Metazoa; Chordata; Actinopteri; Chaetodontiformes; Chaetodontidae. The transcript has 16 exons. Gene Ontology annotation, cellular component: endoplasmic reticulum. Gene Ontology annotation, molecular function: protein disulfide isomerase activity.
AUGUCGGCUUUGAGGAACACAGUUCUUCUGUCAGUGUUUCUGCUUCUGUUGGUGUCUGCGUCUGCCUUCGUGGAGGAAUUGGAUGACAGCUUCAUGGAGACGAGAGGGGCCGACGACAUCUGGCUCAUCAAAUUUUACGCCCCCUGGUGUACAUUCUGUAAACAGCUGGAUCCUGUUUGGCAUCAGAUUGGAUCAGAACUCAAGAGUCUGGGGUCUCCGGUCAAUGUUGGCAAAUCAGAUGCCACCGUCAGCACCGGUUUGGCGAAAGAGUUCAGGGUCAGAGGUUAUCCAGCCAUCAUCAUGUUGAAGAAAGAUGUGAAAUAUAAUUAUUCAGGACCAAGAACCAGAGAGGGAAUCAUGGACUUCGCUAAUCGAGUUGGAGGGCCGUUGGUUCGAUCCCUGAGCAGUUUGCAGCUCUUCCAACACGCCAUGAACCACCACGAUGUCAUGUUUGUUUAUGUUGGAGCGACAUCACAGCUGAAGGGAAAAUAUAUAUCAGCUGCAGAGGAGCUGAUUGUUCACACCUACUUCUUCUCCACUUCCAGAGAUGUCUUACCAAAGGCCGUGUCCCUCCCAUCUCUACCAGCUGUGAUGGUUUUUAAAGAUGGAACAUACUUCACCUUCAACGAGGAGCUUGACGGGGACCUGAAGUCGUGGAUCAACAGAGAACGUUUCCCGAACUACUUGAAGAUUGACGGCUACACUCUGUACGCCAUGGGAGAGUCAGGGAAACUGGUGGUGCUGGCGCUGGUGGAGGAGAAGGGUCUGAGUGAGGAAAGUCUCAGGUUUAAGAGUCUGGUGGAGAAAGUGGCUGCAGACUACAGAGAGAUCUACAGCAGAAACUUCCUCUUUGGUUUCAUGGAGGGGAGUGGCUACAUUAAUGGACUUGUAAUGGGUGAGGUGACCGUGCCUUCCUUCAUUGUGGUUAAUCUGUCCAAUGAUGGCUACUUCCUGCCACCGGGUGCCAUGGAGACAGAGCGCCACCUGCUGGACUUUCUGAAUGGAGUUCUGGAUGGUAGUAUCCAGUGUCAGGGAGGAAACGGUGUCGGUCAGCGCCUCAAGCGCUUCGUUUACGACGCCAAACUCACACUGCUGCCGGUGUUCCACCGAGCUCCGCUGCUUGGCUGCUUCCUGGUUGGCUUCCCGCUCACUAUCGCCGCCGUUUUUUGCUACCUCUGCUGUAGGGCUCGACCCGCCGCGAGUGACGACGAUGACAAUGACGGCGUCGCGCUGUUAGCUCCGUCACUGCAGCGCCGCAAAAAACUGACUGACAAAAAGUCUGACUGAUGAGCAAAAUCCGGAGGACCUUCAACUACAACCGAUCCACACUUAGAUCCAGAAACAUGACUGGAGAGCCACACGCUGUUUGGUGUUUGUUAUUGUCGCUGUAGUUGGACAGUGAUGUUUGUGGAUUGGCGUAUUAUUGACUGUUGAUUGGUGCUGCUGAGGUGAAAUACAU